Messenger RNA from Pteronotus mesoamericanus, 1020 nucleotides. RefSeq names its product stabilizer of axonemal microtubules 3 (gene SAXO3). The transcript is spliced from 5 exons. NCBI's taxonomy places the organism in Eukaryota, Metazoa, Chordata, Mammalia, Chiroptera, Mormoopidae. Bases 1 to 1020 code for a protein of 339 amino acids. The record is from RefSeq and is a predicted model, not a curated record.
AUGGCUGGUCGGACCCUAGCUCUGCGCUAUGGCCCUCCCUGGCCCCCCAUCUCUGGGACCGAGCUGCCUGGAUCCUGGCCCAGCUGGCACCUCACCAGCAGUGGUGUCGCCCACCACAUUAUCCCGCCCCUGCCCUUCCCCCCGCCCACUCUCCAGUCCACGGUGGCGGAGCCCCUGCCCCCAGCCGCAAAGCCAGGUUUGUACAUCGGGGCUUUCGACGAGGUCAUCAACAGAUGGGAGACAACUUAUGGCUCGGCUUAUGUGCUCAAGACCUACGGCGGGCCCUACGCGCAGCCCAGGGCCCCAGAGCCUGCGGACCCCAUGCGGAUCUUAGGGAUCAAGGAUUUGGGGGAAAAGCUCAGACACCGCGGCUGGUACCUCCCUCUGAUCACGAAGCACCAGUGCAGUGAGACGAGGGCACAGUACAGCGGCUGGCCCGGUCUGGACCAGGGCGCCACCCUCUACGCCGGGCCCCAGGCCCCGGAGUGUGCGGACCGCCACCGCGGCGGCCCUUCUCAGGUUCUACUCCCCCGGACUAAGAGCCCCGCGCGGGCCGGCCGGCCUUUCGCAGUACCCGAGCGGGGCAUCCUGGACCGCCGUCAGUUCUACCUGACCACCGCGGCGCGCGACUUCCGGGCCUGCCCGAAGAAGGAGUUGCUUGGAUCCCCCCGCAAGGACUCGCUGGCCUACUGGAACUUCGAGGAGACUCCCAAGGCCUGGGGCCGCAGCCCGCAGCAGCCGCCCUGUCCGCGCUUCUCUCGGUUGCCCCAGCCUCCGCGGAUCCGUGUGCCCCGCGCCCGCCCGGUGACGCCUGCUGUGCCGCACCGCGGGGCGCUGCCUCUGGUUCGGGAGUCCUACAGCGCCCCGCUGCACCCGCUCCGCCGGCGUGACCGUUUCUGCCCGCUGGAGCUUCCCUGGGGCGGUCCCCACUGGAAGCCUGUGCCGGGCAUCUACAGCGUGCCGCAAGCCUACAGCACGGAGAGCUCCCGCUACGGCAGUUUGAAGCCCGCGCUCGUCUGA